Molecule: messenger RNA, 1208 nt
Organism: Phaeodactylum tricornutum CCAP 1055/1
Lineage: Eukaryota; Bacillariophyta; Bacillariophyceae; Surirellales; Neidiaceae
Exons: 2
Coding region: 408-1208 (266 amino acids)
Source: RefSeq, a predicted model, not a curated record
UUAACACUUACAUUACUGUUGGUAAUUGUGCGUUCUCCUCAAGGCCGGAUUUGAACUUCGUCCAACAUCCUUACUGCAGAGUCUAAUAAUCGGCUCGGCUCCAUAAAAAUAUUCCACGUUUUCGCCCGACUACAUAUCCAACACAUUGCAAUCGUGAGGCAAUAAGGGCACGAAAUGCUGUCGAGAUUCAACAUGGAAUAACGAGGAUACCAAGAUCCAGAUCCGGACAUUCCUGUAGAAUACUGACAUGCAUUGUAUAUAAAGGUCUAUGAUUGGACGAGAAACACGUUCGCGAGGAAGCCGAAUUCUUCUAGGUAACUGGGAAAGAGAAAGGGAUCUUUGCCAAAUGUUUAUAAAAUGGAAAGUUUACUGUUGAUGUAAACUGAGCGACUUUGCUAACCAUCGCCAUGUACGGAAAUACGAGCUUGAUCAUCAUCCUUUCCUCGGAGCAUGGUCGUUUGAGACGCGAGCAGCGCGACAUUGAUAAGCGCGAUCUCAAAUACGGGCAAAAAGCUAAGGCUUGGGGUCAACGCUACCGUAUCGAAUAUGACGGGAUCGUCUAUAUCGUCGAUAAAAGUUUGCGCCAUGAGAUCACAAGCUUUCCAGCCCUGCUUGUCAUGGCCAAUCCGGAUCUCUCUCAAAGGCUAGCACCCACAAAUGCGCUCAAGAUUCUUCGAAUCAAACCUGACGGAUCCAUGAACACACACAAUAUCUGCCUACACCGCGAUCGUCAGACGGCAGCCUACUCAACGGUAGCGCUCGAGUUCAUCACUGAGCAGAUCUUCAAUGACACAGCUAAUAACAGCGACGUAUUUUCCUUGAUCGGUGAUGCCAUCAAAAGUCUCACAACCACCUUGACCGACACUCGAUCAUCUAUUUAUGCGCACAAGAACAAUCGGCUCACGAAGAGAUGUCUGGAAAGGAAGGCAAGUCUUGUGAUGAAGCAAUGGUGGUAUUACGAAAUAUUAAGUCACCUGACUUUCGAUCCUAGGUCCAAAAAAUGGGUUGCCUACGACGGGCCACCUCCCGGAAGUAUACACGUUGAGUGGCCCCAAGAGUUCUAUUCCCGUCGUCAGAAGCCACCACGGUUUCUUGCUAUUCAUGCUGAGCUUGUUGGGCAGAAUGCAGAGAGAUUCGCUUUCAAGGCACGUAUGGCAGAUAGGGCAGAAGAUGAGGAGAGCUUUGUUCUUGGAGCCGUGGUUGCUUAG